UGUUAGUAUUUGUAGCUUUAUUGUGCGUUCAGCAUGUAUCUAGCUCUACCAGUCGGGUACGAGAAGAUACAUACGAUGUUUUUCAUGGUAACAUUUUACAGUUGCCACAAGGAAUGGAACAGAAGUCGACCAAAGUAGACGACGCCAUGGAGUGCGUGUUCUCCUGCACUACUACAGAUUGGUGUCACUCGGUUAAUUUUAAGAUCAAACCUCUUGAAAACGGUCUUCAUGUGUGUGAGCUUCUCUCUUCUGAUCGGUUCGCAAACGGUACAACCAUAAAGCAAGAUAAUGGGUACCGUCAUUAUAGUAAAAAGAACAAAUGCCUUCAAGAGAAACCAUGUCGAAACGAYGGUCACUGCAUCUACUAUGAAGAUAUCCAUGACUAUCGAUGUGUUUGUGGAGAUGGUACCACAGGGAAACACUGUGAAAUAUUUGCCUCGUCUGAUAAUGUAUUCACGUUCAAUUCAUCURUGUUUGUCCUUGUGACCAAAAASAAAACAUGGGAAGAUGGACGACUUCAUUGCAAAACCUUUGGCGCCGACCUCGCAUCAUUUCACAACGAAUUAGAAAGCAAAACUGUUUUGCAAACUCUCCUAAAGUCAUCGCAGAAAAUUGAGUUUGGCCCCAAAGAGUCCUAUCUUGUGARGUUGGCAUUGAAUGGCAAAGAUAGCGGUUUGAGUCCUCAAAAUGGAGCCAAGUACGAGAAUACCGACCAAGGAAGCGCUUUGUACUUGGAUGGAGUCGAUGAUAUCGUCCUUGUUCCUAGAUUUCUGUCUCCAAGGGUCACAUUAUUAUUAGUGAUGACAAUGGCCACGCGAGCGCUCGAUCCUUCAACUUUAGAAUAG
Exaiptasia diaphana is the source of this 845-nucleotide messenger RNA. RefSeq lists its product as uncharacterized. The record is from RefSeq and is a predicted model, not a curated record. Bases 114 to 845 code for a protein of 243 amino acids. Lineage: Eukaryota; Metazoa; Cnidaria; Anthozoa; Actiniaria; Aiptasiidae. The transcript has 6 exons.